Messenger RNA from Didymella exigua CBS 183.55, 882 nucleotides. RefSeq names its product NAD(P)-binding protein. The record is from RefSeq and is a predicted model, not a curated record. The coding region runs from base 1 to 882 and encodes 293 amino acids. Lineage: Eukaryota; Fungi; Ascomycota; Dothideomycetes; Pleosporales; Didymellaceae. The transcript has 2 exons.
AUGACCCACGCCGCCUCUGCCGACGACCUCCGCGUCUCGGCACUCUAUGACUUCUCCGAUCAUGUCGCCCUCGUAACAGGCGGCGCUACGGGCCUAGGUGAAAUGGCCGCGCAAGCAUUCGUCCAAAACGGUGCCACCGUCUUCAUCGCUUCGCGUAAAGAGAAAGAGCUCAAAGCCACCACCGACCGUCUCAACGCCCUCGGGCCCGGAAAAUGCUCAUACAUCAUCGGUGACCUGAAGAACAAGGACGGUUGUGUGGCUGUCUGCAAUGAACUGAAGAAGCGCACGGAUAGGCUGACGGUGCUGGUCAACAACACCGGAGCAAGCUGGGGAGAUGAUUACUACAAUUAUCCGGAGCAUGCGUGGGACAAGCUCUAUGACUUGAAUGUGAAGAGUAUCUUCUACAUGACGGUAGAAUUGGAGCCGCUGUUGCGAAACGGUGCCAAUGCGGAUAGUCCUGGCCGUGUGAUCAAUGUUGCGAGUAUGGCGGGUAUUAUAACGGUGGAUGUUACAACGGGAGAGGGCGGUGGAUUGUCUAAGCCAGGCCACGGAACGUUUAGUUAUGGACCUGCGAAAGCAGCGGCCAUCCACCUCACCAAGAUGACCGCGUCGAAACUCGCACCAAAGAACAUCAUGGUCAAUGUUAUCUGCCCCGGCACCUUCCCCAGCCGUAUGACGAACUUCGGCCUCGAGAAUUAUGGCAAAGCUCUCGUUGCAGGACAACCUACGGGGCGCAUCGGCAAGCCGAGCGAUUUCGGUGGGUUGGUCCUGUUUCUCAGCUCGAAGGCAAGCGCACACAUGACUGGCAACGUAAUCGAACUUGACGGUGGGACAACGUUGAGUGGGUGUAGAGGCGCAUUCAGUGGUGAAACAAAGUUGUAA